Messenger RNA from Phytophthora nicotianae INRA-310, 784 nucleotides. RefSeq lists its product as hypothetical. Bases 41 to 784 code for a protein of 247 amino acids. The transcript is spliced from 3 exons. The record is from RefSeq and is a predicted model, not a curated record. Lineage: Eukaryota; Oomycota; Peronosporomycetes; Peronosporales; Peronosporaceae.
GUUCUUCCCCUUGAGGUCUUUGUAUCCAAGACACUCGCAGAUGUCUAAGAGAGGGCGUCGUACCGGUUACACGAACUAUUCCGUUCAGAAGCAAAUGUUGCUAUGCCAUGUCAUAGAGACUGUAAAACCCACAGGGCGCAACAUGUGGGAGCAGACCGCAAGACUGUACAACAGUCAACGCAGCAGUAGCUGGGCCGAGCGAGACUUCGACUCUCUCCGUCGAAAGUUUAAGAAUUUGUACACAAAGCCGAAGCGAUCCGGCUACAACGGCCGCUUGCCACCCAAGCAUAAGCCCGACGAGGGUCAAGACGACGCUCAGCUUAUAGCGGAGGUGAACGCAGCGACGGGAGGCGAAUUAGAACAUGCUGCUGGUUCCUUCGGUGAUGAAGAGCUCGAUGGUUCCGAAAGCAACGAGUUUGUAGGCGCCACUGACGACCCCGGUGACGACGAAUUGCCAGAUCAGGCCGUCUCCACUGAAUCAAGCUCACCGGUGACCCAAACUUCUCCCGGUGAGGCGGUUCCUGCCGUUUUGGGCUCCAUAGCUACUAGUAACGGGCUCGUGGACGCUCGUUUCGGAGAUUUGUUUCCUUCCGAUGACGACGACGAAGAUGGCGAUGAGGCCGGUGACAUGGCUGAUGGAGGCCAGGGGUCGCCACAGAGCACCGAACCGUCGACAAUCCACGCAGAGAGCAUGAUGGACACGCCUUCAGGCGGAGGCGCCACCACCGAUGCUAGGCGCAACUCGGGAAGACCCUCCAUACCCAAACAAACCAGGGCUCGGUAA